Peronospora belbahrii is the source of this 3156-nucleotide messenger RNA. Lineage: Eukaryota; Oomycota; Peronosporomycetes; Peronosporales; Peronosporaceae. The record is from the annotation of a GenBank genome assembly.
AUGGUGAUGUCGGCUCGAAAAGUGGUCAUGUACAAUGCGUGGGCAAAUAAAGCAGAUGAAGCGGGGACAAUUACUUGUGGUCAUGGUACCCACGUCGCAGGCCUUUUGGCUGGUAGUUCAUUUAGCGGUAAAAAUGCUGAUUUGGGGAUCGCGAACAAGGCACGUAUAGCAUUUAUGGACAUUGGGAUGCAGAGUGAGACGUGUGCGGGUGAGUUAAACUGCGCUGUAUCGUUGGCCACACCUGCCGAUGCCAGUGAUCUGCUGGUAAGUCAAAUUGAUGCAGGCGCUAAGAUUUUCUCGUUUUCAUGGAGUACGGCUGGAUCGGAUUAUAGUUUGCAAGCCAGAGACUUGGACGCCUUUAUUUACAAAAAUUUGGAUGUUCUUGUGGUUGCGGCGGCAGGCAAUAGUGGCGAGUCUUCCAUCACUGGUCAGCGCACCAUAUCGUCACCAUCUGGCGCUAAAAAUGUAAUAUCAGUCGGGGCAUCACUCAACUCAGCGGCAUCUUUCAUGGACUACGCAUGCCCCGAUAUUAUGAACGAGCACACGGUAGCAUCAUUUUCAUCUGCCGGGCCUACAACAGACGGGAGAAGGAAACCUGAUGUCGUAGCACCUGGGAUGAGUCUUAUAUCAAGUCAAUCGGGGGCCCCAGGAACAAUGAGAGAAAGCUCGGCAACGUGUUCACUCCAGGGCACGUCACAGGCGACACCAGUGGUAACUGGUGUUGCUGUGCUUCUGUAUGAGUGGCUUUGCGAUGGGUGGUGGAAGGACGGACGCAAAAAUGCUGCAUAUGCUCUGAGUACGAUUCCUGCUUCUUUGCUUAAGGCGUUACUUAUUCACAGUGGAGAAUCUUUGCAUAAGCGGAUGGGUGCGUUACCCACAAGCGGUUUUGUGUCAUGUACAAGCUUGAGCGUCAACAAUAGUGGCAAUGGCAGCCGCAAUGGACCACCGUCAUUGUAUUUCUUGCCAAACUCGACAGAAAAUAGCGAGCCAGCAGUCGCACACGGAGGUGAAAUAGUGAUUUCGUUUACGGUAGCUCGCGGUGUGGAUUUGCGAGCGACUCUCGUGUGGACUGAUCCGCCAGGGUCAGUUCAGGCGACGUCGCAAUUGCAGCACGAUCUGGACUUGGUUGUUCGCGUGCGCAAUGGCACUGAAAUGUUUGGUCCACUGACAGCUGACCCAAACACUGGAAGGGAUUCGCUGAAUAACGUUGAGAUGGUGCAGGUUUCUUACGCCGAUCUUCUCGCUGCUGCCACUGACAGCAACACAAGUAGCAGUGGCAGUGAAAAUGGAACAAAUAGCUUAGCACUUGGAAACAAUGGAGAGAUAGUGGUUGAAGCUGUUGUUUACGGCCGAAGUGUGCUGCUGGCGGACUAUCAGAAGUUUGCGUUCGUAGCGUCUUCCAGCGUCAUUGGAUCCACGUCGGGAAUAGCGGCUACAAAUGAUAGCAAGUCUUUCUGGUCUACUUGGGCGCUCGCUAUUAUCGUGGGCUGUGUGAUUGUGCUGCUAAUAGUUAUUGCUUGGGCCACGCGCUGGUUAUGUGGUCGGAACAAACGAGGAGCCAGCUCAAGGUAUUUUCAAGAGCUAUAUCCCGCCCAGGUCAGAAAUCCAGGCUCCGCGUUUUGCCCAUCUGCCCAGGCAGCGACUGAUAUUACAGGAGGAAGCCGAUGCCCAUACUGUCCGUAUACAACUUGCGAUGCUGUAGCGUUGGUUGCUCAUGUGCAAAGUGAUCACGUUGUUAAUGCGCCUGACCCGAUUGCAGUGUUAGGUGGACGAAGGAUGUUUGGCUUGGAACCGGCAAUGGCAGUGGUGACAUUGACAUCCCUGCAUGCUGCAGAUAUACCGAUACGUAUUCUUCAGAGUUCUGCCCUUAUCAUAAGAAUUGCCUUGAACAUUAUCAGACUACCUCUCGCUGCCCUGGUCAACGCCAAAGCUUACAAUAGCAAAGACAUCUGCGGCGGAACUAGUAUAGCUAAUAACCGCUUCUUUUUCAAUAUUUCAAGUACGACAAUCACGAAUCAUACGGUCUUACAUGGCCAAGUGGUAAUCAAUAAAAAGGAUGGGAACCGUGCGGUAGCGCAUUUAUGCGGUACGGCUACAGCAGGUUUAGCGACGACGCAACAAAAACAUGAUUCUAGACGAUCUUGUAGUGUUCUCGUUUACCCUGCGGGUAAGACACGUUGUGCGCGUUCGGAUGACUACUCCGACAACACUACAGUAUUCGUGACAAGGUCGACGUACUUCUUCCAAGUGUUCCCAAAUCAGAAUCAGGACAAGUCAAAGUUGCUGCUUUACUUUCAGGGAGGAGGUGGCUGCAUUGGCAACCCUUUCAAUGACUGGAACAUUGUGUUUCUGCCAUACUGCACUGGGGAUAUCUUUGUUGGCGAUACGUACUUGGAGCCUUUCGAAAGUAACUUUAGUCAGUUACUUGGAAACAAACAGUGUCUAGGCCAAAAACGGGGCAUUUAUCUAAAUGGUUAUAACAACGCGAAGGCUGUGCUGGAUUGGGCUCUCGAAAAUUUUCCUGACCCGAAGCAUUUAGUUAUAGGUGGAUACAGUGCGGGAUCGCUGGGUGCGCAACUUUGGUCGGCAAAGGCUGCUGCUAUGUGGCAGGUCAAGGAGAAGUCGAUCAAGUUUCAAGUAUUGGCGGACAGCUACGUUGGUGUGUUUCCGGAACACCCGUCAGCGACAAGCUCAAUUAUUAACUUCUUCGGCGGGUGCAAUGUAGACCUCCACUUUCAUAAGUCGAUGGUCGCGAAGUGCCAGGCAAAGACAGCAACUUUUACUGAGUUGGUUAACGCACUGAUAAAGGAAGUCUUUAAGAGCGAGUGGUUGUUCAUCAACAGCAUUGCGGAUCGCACGCAACGCUUAUAUUAUGAGCUAGUGCGUUUGGGUAUCGCAGGUUACCCAUUUACAACGCUAGUAGAUGCUGGCGAAUUCUACGGCAACAUGACGAAUAUUUUAGACUCGCAUUCGCAACAGACAAAUGUGGCGCGGUUCACUAGCAAGAAGCGUACACAGCACGUGACCGAUCGUGUAGAUCAGGUCACUGCAGGUUCGCAUGCUUCCUGGUGUGAGCUGCUGCACUGGACACAUGAAACAGAACUUUUUGUGCAUUUGCUGAUGCCACGUGGCAGAGGGAGUAUGCAACUGGGUUAA